Micromonas commoda is the source of this 547-nucleotide messenger RNA. RefSeq lists its product with no specific name. The annotation marks the transcript as partial. Lineage: Eukaryota; Viridiplantae; Chlorophyta; Mamiellophyceae; Mamiellales; Mamiellaceae. Gene Ontology annotation, molecular function: holocytochrome-c synthase activity. Gene Ontology annotation, cellular component: mitochondrion. The transcript has a single exon. The record is from RefSeq and is a predicted model, not a curated record.
AUCGACCCGCGGAACAACAUGCCCACCAACCCCCGGCAGCACAUGGCCCCGGGCCAGCGCCGCCCCAUAUCCACCGAUCGGCAGAGGUCCACCAUCCCAAAGUCGGGAGCCGGCUCCACCUGGGUCUACCCAUCGCCGCAGAUGUUCUACAACUCGCUCGUGCGCAAGGGCAAAGCCGACGACUGCACCGAGGACGACAUGGCCUCCGUCGUGGCCGUCCACAACGGCAUGAACGAGGACACGUGGCGUAGGGUCCUCACCUGGGAACGGCUGCACAGGGACGAGUGCGCCAACCCGAUGCUCCUGAGGUUUCGCGGCCGACCCGAUGACUGGUCGCCGCUGGCGUACGCGCGAUACCUCUUAUCCGCGGGCAAAGACAAACCUUUCGACAGGCACGACUGGUGGAUAGACAGGAACGGGAGGCAGGUUCGGUACGUCAUCGACUAUUACUUCGACGAGGCCAAGGCCGGGACGCCCGGGCAGUUCGACCUGGUGGUGAGGCCCGCGGCGGACAGCGCGGAGAGCGUGCUGGACAGGGUGAAGAUGA